AUGCAUGGGCCAUCAUUGGAUAUGCGUCAACAGACCUCGGAUGGCCACGUACCAUCUAGAAGCCAGACAUCGACUCGACGGAAGUCCGUUACUUUCCGGGAUGACACAGCUGAAGUUUGUGAUACCCACACGCUUGCCGGAGGUAAUUGCUCGGAUUCAUCAACUAUCUCUCGAGACAUAGAUUCGGAAGACGACCAUUCGGAUAAAAUAUUAGGCGAUCUUAUCAGGGAUAACCUUUUCGAGCCUGUCGACGAUCGUCUUGAAAAAUUUCUGCCUCGGAACGAAUUAGAUGAGAUUUUAACGGAAGAGAGGAUUACCUUUACCUUGGGCAAGGAAGGAGGUUUCCCAGCUGAACAACUGCUAGCCACCACCACAGCAAUUGUACAUCCUGCAACGUCCCUUAGCUCGUCACAACCACACCUCAAUUCCAGAAAGCAAUUGCUAGCAAUUCUAGCACUCUUGGAGAAGAUUCCAGCCAUUCAAGAUUUUAUCAACGAAGGCCUUCAUGACUACCACCUUCCUUUCAGUGUCCUCCGCGAAACAGACCCAAACAAAGGUGGUCGGCGCAGAUAUGUGGUGAGAACGAGCGCUUUUGGAAAUCAGCCUCUACCAGUGAAGCUUUUCGCCAAAUGGAGGGACACAGAGAUCGAUCAAUUCGAGAGUCAACAGUGGAAGGUUCAUGUUCCGGUUUUCAGUACCAUCCCAGGAGACAAUGGCAAGCCGCCGCACUAUGACCUUGCCCAAAAGGCCGUAUAUCCUUACCUGUCGCGAAGGGAAGUGGGCCGAGGGGGCUUCAGUGCCGUGGACAAAGUUGAAAUCCACACCGGACAUACUAUCGCAUCGACCAAAACGACCAACAGUCAAAUAUUUGCGGUAAAGCGACUGGAAGCUUCAAGCAAAAGCUUAUUUGAGAAGGAGGUGUCUAAUUUGAGUCGCUUCAUCGACAGGGACCAUCCCCACCUGAUCAAACUUCUCUGGACAUUUUCAUGUGGCUCCAUCCAUCAUCUGGUAUUCCCUUGCGCCGAUGGAAACCUACAGGACUUUUGGAAGAUUCACAGUUUACCCCCUGCCCAGAAGCGCGAUCAUCAAACUGUUGUAUGGCUCGUGAGGCAAUGUCUAGGGAUCGUUGAGGGACUCAAAAUGAUUCACCAGGACAACGACUACUGUCAUCCCACAGACACCAAAAGGCACGGAGUUCAUGGAGACCUCAAGCCUGAGAACAUCCUGUGGUUCCGGGACUUUGGUGGACCUGAAGAAGGCUACAGCCUAGGCACGCUAAAGAUAUCUGAUUUUGGCCUGACUGGCUUUCACGAGACUCUUUCCAAGUCUCGAAUCAAUGUGGAGGGUAUGGGAGCGUCCCUUACAUACAGAGCUCCGGAGUAUGAUGUGUACUAUGCGGUCUCACAAAGCUAUGACAUCUGGUCACUUGCGUGCGUCCUCCUCGAGUUCGUCACAUGGUAUUUCAAAGGUUGGGAGGGGGUAGAUCAGUUCUCAAAGGCCAGGGAGCUUGAAGACAAAAGCCUUUUCGUACGGGGCGACACAUUCUUUAACUCUAUUUACAGCGGCCAAAGUAUGAGUGCUAUGGCUAAAAAGUCGGUUGUUGAGGAGUUUCAAAGUCUUUAUGAACACGAGCACGCUUCGGAUUUCACUAUUGAAUUCGUGCAAUUUCUUGAAAAAGGACUACUUCGGAUGAGACCCGAGCUCCGGAAAAAGUGUAUUGAUUUACACGACACCUUUUCAAGGUUUUUCAAAGAUUGUGUCAGCGAGCCAGAUUACUGCCUCUUGAAGAAGGCCAACACCCCACCUUCCAGGAAAAAUACGGAACUAUCACUCUUGGAGCCCACCGAGAUACCUCGUGCUUUUAAAAUGGGAGAUUUGAAACCCCAAUACCCACCGAGACGAGGGUCAGGAUCUCAGGCCGCAAUUACUCGUCCAGGAUCCCCCCUCAAGCAUCUAGUGCAAGAACCACAUCCACUGGAAGCACAAACAACCAAGGACACCACAACAGCUGGCGAGUCCUUUCCAACAGUAUCAAUCCCGUCUGUGGAAACGGUCAGUGAGGCCCCAGAAGAGACGUCAAGGCCCUCCAUUGAACCAAGCAUCAGCAGGCACUCGGCUGAGGGAGUAAUAACUUGUCAGCCACGACAUGUACCUGAAUCGGCACUGUCCACAGAUGUAUCUCAGGAUGAAGCCAGACAAUCGCAAAGCAGAUGUCAAACCGCCGUGGAUAAGUCAGUGGAUGAGGAUUUGGGUCACCAGGGAGUGUCUAACGGCGGCAAUGAGAUGCAGGAUCCAUCAGAACAUGGCUCAGUUAAGGGUAAUCCGAAAAGGGGUGAUGGUUGGAGACAUAAUGUACUUACUAUACUCUGUUGCCGUUCAUGA
Fusarium sp. VM40 is the source of this 2382-nucleotide messenger RNA. Lineage: Eukaryota; Fungi; Ascomycota; Sordariomycetes; Hypocreales; Nectriaceae. The record is from the annotation of a GenBank genome assembly.